UUUCGCAAGUAUCAUCGCGCGACAUGAGUGUAUCACGAUGAUGAGAAGAAAUGUAGUUAGCCUGAUAAAGUUCUUCCUUCUGGCGGCUUUUACUGUUUUCCUGACCGUUGUUGUGUUUCGCUACGUACGAACAUCGCCUAACCAUGAAAUUGUGGCACCGGUUGGCGACACCAUGAAAUUGCGACUUGCCGCAUUGGUGGCUACCGAGGGUGACAGUUUAAAAAAUUUGAUCGAUCCCAGACAGAAUUUCAACGACCAUCUUUAUCAGGAUUUUGAUGAGAAAAUAGAUUGGCAUGAUUAUAAGAAAAUUGAAGAGGAAGCAAAAAGAACUGGGACAGGGGAACAUGGAAAGCCAGCAUUUCUUUCACGGUCUCUUGAUGCAUUGAAGGAAAAGUUAUAUCAGGUAAAUGGUUUUAAUGCUGCUCUCAGCGAUGAAAUCUCAAUGAAUCGUUCAGUACCUGACAUUAGGCAUCCAGGUUGUAAGAAAAAGAAGUACUUAAGAAAUCUUGAUCCAGUCUCUGUGAUAGUUUCCUUCCAUAAUGAACACUUUAGCACUUUAAUGCGUACUUGUUGGAGUGUUAUUAACCGCUCACCACUAUCACUUCUUGAAGAAAUAAUAUUAGUUGAUGAUGCUAGCACUAAGACAGAAUUGCAGAAGCCUCUAGAUGAAUAUAUUGCAAAACACUUGCCAAAAGUGAAAAUUGUAAGACUACCAGAACGUUCUGGGCUAAUUAAAGGUCGAUUAGCUGGAGCAAAAAUUGCAAAAGCAAAAGUACUUGUAUUCUUAGAUUCUCAUAGUGAGGCAAAUGCUAAUUGGUUGCCACCUUUACUAGAACCUAUUGCACAAAACUACAAAACUUGUGUAUGUCCUCUCAUUGAUGUGAUAGCUUAUGAGACAUUUGAGUACAGAGCUCAAGAUGAGGGUGCUAGAGGAGCUUUUGACUGGGAACUGUAUUAUAAACGGUUGCCAUUGUUACCUGAAGAUCUUCAAAAUCCAACAGAACCAUUUAAAAGUCCAGUAAUGGCUGGUGGUCUUUUUGCCAUCAGUGCUAAAUUCUUCUGGGAGUUAGGUGGAUAUGAUACACAACUGGAUAUAUGGGGAGGUGAACAGUAUGAGCUAUCAUUCAAAAUUUGGCAGUGUGGAGGCCAAAUGUAUGAUGCCCCUUGUUCAAGAGUAGGCCAUAUUUAUCGUAAAUUCCCACCUUUCCCCAAUCCAGGCAAAGGAGACUUUUUAGGAAAGAAUUAUAAAAGAGUGGCAGAAGUAUGGAUGGAUGAAUAUGCAGAAUAUAUCUAUAAAAGGCGUCCACAUUUGAGAUCACUGGAUCCUGGAAACUUGAAAGAACAAAAAGAUUUGAGAACUAAACUACAUUGUAAACCAUUCAAGUGGUUCAUGGAGAAUAUAGCUUUUGAUCUCGUCGAUGUAUACCCUCCCAUUGAACCCGACGACUUUGCGUUUGGAGAAAUUCGUAACAUGGGUGUACCAGAGCUAUGUCUCGACUCAAAGAAACGAAAAAAAGACGAGCUUGUUGUAGUUGAUCUUUGCAUAAAGGACAAUCCUAAAAUUGUAGGAGAACAAGAGUUCAGACUGACUUGGCAUAAAGACAUUAGACCAAAGGAUCGUACAGAAUGCUUAGAUGUUUCUAGAGGAGAUUCAAAAGCUCCAGUUACCUUAUAUCCUUGUCACGGGGGCCAGGGAAAUCAAUUGUGGCGUUAUAACGUUGAAAAACAAUGGUUGAUGCACGGCUACACGUUAAGAUGCCUGGACACAAGUCCCGCCAGCAAAAAAGUAUUUGUAACCAAUUGUGAUUCGUCUUCUGCUACGCAAAAGUGGAGAAUCGAGAAAGUGAAUAUGAAAGCUAUAAAUAACUGGGAUAACGUGGGACCCAAACGACAUUAACUCCACCGCCUUUUAU
Messenger RNA from Habropoda laboriosa, 1913 nucleotides. RefSeq names its product N-acetylgalactosaminyltransferase 6-like. Lineage: Eukaryota; Metazoa; Arthropoda; Insecta; Hymenoptera; Apidae. The transcript is spliced from 2 exons. The coding region runs from base 38 to 1897 and encodes 619 amino acids. Gene Ontology annotation, cellular component: Golgi apparatus. The record is from RefSeq and is a predicted model, not a curated record.